This is a messenger RNA of Microthlaspi erraticum, 1332 nucleotides long. NCBI's taxonomy places the organism in Eukaryota, Viridiplantae, Streptophyta, Magnoliopsida, Brassicales, Brassicaceae. The record is from the annotation of a GenBank genome assembly.
AUGGAAGAUUUGGAGAUGAUAGCAACGAGCAUCGUUCGUCCGAGAGAAGUAAACCAAGCAGGUCGUGUGAAAGAGAUCCAUCUGACUCCUUGGGAUCUCUUCCUUCUUCAGCUUUGUUAUCUACAAAGAGGUCUUCUCUUUCCCAAGCCUGAUCAAAAGAUUGAUGAUAUAGUCUCACGUUUGAAAACGUCUCUUUCAAUUGCUCUCGAUCAUUUCUAUCCUUUCGCUGGUCGUCUUAUCAAGGUAAAGAACGACGACGGUAGUGUCUCGUUUUCCGUUAACUGCGACGGUUCCGGCGUCAAAUUCGUCCACGCCUCGGCUAUGAACGUCGAGAUUAGUGAUAUCGUUGACUACUCUGGUUUCGUCGAUGGGUUUUUCAGUUCUUUCUUCCCUGCGAACGGAAUCAAGAACUAUCAAGGUGUGUCAAACCCUUUACUUAUGGUUCAAGUAACUGAGUUAAAAGAUGGGAUUUUCAUCGGUUUUGGUUAUAACCAUACCGUUGCUGACGGGAAAUCGAUAUGGAAGUUCAUCAAUGCAUGUUCAGAGAUCUGCUCCAAGGAAGUUUCUACGCAUCAUCUUGUCCUCAAAGGUUGGUUUCUCGAUGGGGUAGAUUAUCCGAUCCAUGUUCCAGACCCUGAAGCAAAAGCACCUAGCUACGUUGCUUCGACACGGACCAAUCUACAAGAGAAGGUGUUUCAUCUCACAAAGGAGAACGUUUUGAAACUGAAAGCCAAAGCCAAAGAUGAGGCUGGACCGUCUGAUGACAGGAAGAUCUCUUCUCUUCAAGCGGUGUUGGCACACGUGUGGCGUUCGACGGUUAGAAACAGAGGCGUGAACCGAGAAGAAGAGAUUCACUGUAGAGUACCGGCAGACAUGAGGCUGAGGCUAGAGCCACCGCUGGAGAAAGAGUGUUUUGGGAAUGUGAGCCAGACCGGGAUCGCCACAACCAACGUUGGGGAGCUUCUUGACCAUGGACUAGGAUGGCCUGCUCUGCUGAUAAACAAAAUGGUGGGGUCACAGAAGAAUGAGACUUUCAAAGCUUUCGCUGAGAAUUGGUUGAAAAGUGACAAGAUUCCGAUUGGUUUCGGGAGCAACUCCUUGGUUGUCACUAGCUCCCCUUGGUUUAAUAUCUACAGCAACGAUUUCGGUUGGGGUAAACCGGUGGCUGCAAGAGCCGGACCGCCGUAUCUCAAUGGGAGACUUAACGUUUUCCAAGGUGGUGAAGAAGGAAGUCUUGAUUUGCAAGUCUGUUUACGGCCUCAAGUACUUGUAAACUUAUCCAAGGACGUUGAGUUUCUCCAGUAUGUGCAUUCUUGUAAUCAUUUGGUUUAA